CCACCACUCAUACCGAAAGCUUGCUAAGCUCUUCCCUCGUCUCGGGAAGAAAAGGGAGACCCAAAAACUCAAAUUUCUUUGUGUUUCGAAUUGAUUUGGAGCAGUACUUUGAUAGAACGAGAACAUGAAGAUUGUUCGCAAGGACCUUGUUCCAGGCGGACCCGGAAGCGUUAAGAUGAUACCGGUCGAUUCCGAUGAUCUAUGGUAUGCUUAUAAUUUGAUUGCUCCAGGAGACAUAGUUAUGGCUGUCACUGUUAGGAAAGUUCUGAGAGAAAGUGCUUCUGGUGGAAGAGAUGCAGAGCGUGUGAAACUGAAGUUAGAGAUAAAAGUUGAGGAGGUUGCUGAUUAUGACAAAGUAGGAGCUGUCUUGCGUAUACGUGGAAAGAAUAUCCUGGAGAAUGAAUAUGUAAAGAUAGGAGCAUUUCACACUUUGGAACUUGAGCUGCAGCGACCUUUUGUGUUAAGAAAGGAUGUCUGGGACUCAUUGGCCUUGCACGAACUCAAUCAAGCCUCUGAUCCUGCUGCAAGUGCUGAUCUAGCUGUGAUCUUAAUGCAAGAAGGAUUAGCACAUGUUCUCCUUGUUGGUAAAAGUAUGACAAUUACUCGUUCACGGAUAGAAACUUCAAUUCCUCGCAAGCAUGGACCUGCCAUUGCAGGUUAUGAGUCGGCUUUGAGUAAGUUCUUUGAGAAUGUAUUACAGGCUUUCUUGAAGUAUGUUGAUUUCAGUGUUGUCCGCUGUGCUGUGAUUGCAAGUCCAGGUUUCACAAAGGAUCAGUUUCAUCGUCACCUAUUGUUGGAGGCAGAAAGAAGACAGCUGAGAUCUAUUAUUGAAAACAAGUCGCGGAUAAUUCUUGUGCAUACAAGCUCGGGUUACAAGCAUAGUUUGAGGGAGGUUCUGGAUGCUCCAAAUGUUAUGAAUAUGAUUAAAGAUACUCAAGCAGCACAAGAGGUCCGAGUUCUCCAAGAUUUCUUCGGCAUGCUUUCAAAUGAUCCAGAUCGUGCAUGCUAUGGACCAAAGCAUGUUGAAGUUGCUCAUGAACGAAUGGCUAUCCAAACCCUUUUGAUAACAGAUGAACUCUUCAGGAAUGCGGAUGUAGUAGCAAGGCAAAAGUAUGCCAAUUUGGUGAAAUCAGUGAAGGAUUCAGGGGGCACUGUUCAUAUUUUUUCUUCUUUGCAUGUUUCAGGAGAACAACUGGCACAAAUAACUGGGAUCGCUGCAAUCCUUCGUUUCCCUCUACCAGACCUAGACGACAUAGAGAUGUAAUGGAACAAGUGAUCUGUUGGAAAUUAUCAGUCGUGUGUUGUAGAUCAUAGUUAGGUAUAAGUUAUGUACUAUUUUGGCGAAUGCUUUGUGCACCUACACAAAUAACAAUUGUAACAUCUAGGGGAAAGCUGCAAAGGUGGAAGAUGCUUGAAGCCUUGAGGAUGAGUUUUGUUGGCGUUGGGUAGUUUGAUUGGCUUAGCAAUUAGUUUGCUUGCAUACAACGGAGUCUUUUAAUUUGUUUGACCGAUGACUCCUUGUUAAAGUGUUACAAAUAUUAUUUAUAUCGUAUUGAGUAAGGUAUAUAUUUACUUUAA
Molecule: messenger RNA, 1578 nt
Organism: Prunus dulcis (almond)
Lineage: Eukaryota; Viridiplantae; Streptophyta; Magnoliopsida; Rosales; Rosaceae
Product: protein PELOTA 1
Exons: 16
Coding region: 125-1264 (379 amino acids)
Biological process (GO): nuclear-transcribed mRNA catabolic process, non-stop decay; RNA surveillance; nonfunctional rRNA decay
Cellular component (GO): cytoplasm
Source: RefSeq, a predicted model, not a curated record